Sceloporus undulatus (fence lizard) is the source of this 782-nucleotide messenger RNA. RefSeq lists its product as uncharacterized. The transcript has 2 exons. Bases 9 to 776 code for a protein of 255 amino acids. NCBI's taxonomy places the organism in Eukaryota, Metazoa, Chordata, Lepidosauria, Squamata, Phrynosomatidae. The record is from RefSeq and is a predicted model, not a curated record.
CCUCUUCCAUGACCAGCAGCUACCGUGACCACUCACCUGUCUCCCGGGCCAGUGCAGCCUCCAGCAAUGGCAGUGAGGCCGAAGAGACUAUGCAAGUAGGAGGACGAACAGAAGAAGAAGAAGAAGCAGUAGCUCCAGCUAGCCCCAUAGCUGCCAUGACACCAGAGGAGCGUCUUGCAACCAAGAAGAAGAGGUUGCGUCCGUCAGCAGCUACUAGAACUGUGGCGGCUGUGGAUCAGCUCAAGGCUUGCUCAGCAGAGCACAUGACAGCACCGGUGGAGCAGGGGCAGCGAGCCUCUGAGGAAAGGGAGAGGGGCAGACAGUUCCGCAGGGAGAUCAUGGAAAGGGCACUGGAAUUUCAAGAGAGGGCCGUUCAGAACCAGGAGAGAUCAAUAGACAGGUCAGACCAGGUGCAGAGGCGACUCAACACCACCUUGGAAGCACAGACUGUUCUGAUGGGGCAAAUGGUGGAGAUCAUGAGGGGAGGGCAGGGUGGCACAAGACGCAGAAGGGUACGUAGGGAGCAAAGUGGAAGAGGCAGGGCUGUCCCCAGGGUCGUGGAGGAAGGGGUUGGGCAGCAGGAGCCCCCAGCAAGAGCAAUCCUUCCAGCUGAGGAGCAGGGAGUUGCAAUGGAGGUGGAACUGUCUCAGCAGCCUCUUGCUGGGCCAUCUUCCAGCCUCUUCAGUGACACAGUGGCAGUCCCACCGCCCACAACUCGCCUCCAAAGGCAAAGGGCAACUAGAGGGGGCCUGGGAUCAAGGGGCAGGGAGCACUGACAAGGC